AUGAGCCCUACUCACUUACUUAAAGGAAAAGGCACACGGGAAGCAGCCUUCGUGAAUGCCAUCUCGGCGGCCGGCGUGGCUCAUGCGGUGACGAGGGGCUGCAGUAGUGGAGAACUGGAGAAAUGCGGCUGUGAUCGUACGGUGGGAGGUAACAGUGCAGACGGUUUUGUCUGGGCAGGCUGUUCAGAUAAUGUCGCUUACGGCGUCCAAUUCUCACAAACUUUCGUGGAUGCCAUGGAAAGAAAAACCCGUGCUACCCUUGAACGAAGGCUAAUGAACUUGCACAACAACGAAGCUGGAAGAAGAACAAUCGAAGACAACAUGCGGAUGGAGUGCAAGUGUCACGGCGUGUCCGGUUCUUGUGAGAUGAAAACGUGCUGGAAAUCGAUGCCGACCUUCGGCGACAUCGGCUACGUCCUCAAAGAGAAGUUCGACGGUGCCACAGAAGUCCAGUCCCUGAAGAUCGGAUCCAGGCAGCAGCUGGUCCCUCGCAACGCGGACUUCAAGCCUCAUACCAGCUCGGACCUGGUCUAUCUUGUGCCAUCCCCUGAUUUUUGCGAGGAGGACUUGAAGCUGGGAUCACUGGGUACUCACGGACGGCGCUGUAACAAGACAUCAAAAGCCAUCGAUGGUUGCGAGCUCAUGUGCUGUGGUCGAGGUUUCAACACUCACAUCGAAGAGGUGGUCGAACGAUGUAGCUGCAAGUUCCAUUGGUGUUGCUACGUCAAGUGUCGGAAUUGCCAUCGGACUGUCGAAGUGCAUACGUGUAAAUGAACGUGCGGGACCGAACUCGAGCAAGGCGCCGCGUACUGCAUCUUAUCGUGCGUGUGUGCACGUACGUCUACCUGAGACGAACGCGGUGAUUGUGAUUGGACAAUAUUUAUCAUCACGUGACGGACUGUCGUAACAGAUUUUUUAAACAGUAUUCCAUUUCAAGCAAGCGAGUUUUCCUGGCACAAAAUGGUAGACAUGGCCAUGGGAAGCGGGGUUGCUUCACCCCUGAGAUUUUCCUUGGGGUACUGCGUGUAUUAUUCUCCAUAUGCAGCACCCCCUAGAAUUCUGGUUGGUGUUAAAAAAUUGAGAAAUGUUAGCAAAACGAAAAUCUUUUUUUUUUUGUUGCUUGUCAAAUUUACAUCAGCAACCUCAGUCAAUAAAUCGUUCCCAGGGCCCUACUAUGGUAGAAACGUUUUGGCUGGAGACUUCAGGAGCAUUUUCUUGUACCGGUGUCAUUAUUUGAAAAGAAUUUAUUGAAAAAAAAAAUGUUGUUCAUUACUCCUUUGUUGUGUUAAAGCAUUCAAACAAGAAGAAAUUAAGGCCUUAAGACAUCUCUGAAUGCAUAAGUAAGAAUUGUUAUAAAAAUAUUUCUAACACGUUUAAAAUGAUAGUUGAGGGUGUCUAGCCUUUUUUGACGGUACAGAAUAUUGGUACGUGAAAUACUAAUGCCAGGACAAAACGGUGUACUCGUAUAUCAUUUUCUUUUUUUUUAAGUAUAAUGUUGUAAUUAUACCUAUUUUACUUAUCUCGGAGCCAAGACAGUGGGUUACGUUUGGCAAAAUGAAUGCCUGGUUACUUGUAUGUCCCUCAACCAAUAUCUAGGCCCUUCAUUCUUAUAUCAGUAUAAGAAGUUUUCUUGGGGUCAUCACUGGUUCAUUUUCAUAAUACAUUUGUGAUACUUACUAGUUACUAUGGUUACCUUAUCAAUAUUAAUCAUAAAUCUGGAAGUAAUCAAUUGAUUAAAAUAUUUAUGUUGAUGUCGGCUCGAAAAAGCAGAUGAGAAAACUAACUGCAAGUCAAAAGCAAACACAUGAAUUUCUUUACCUGUUGCAGUUGGAAAUGGUUUCAAGCUUGUCCAGAAUGAUUAAAAACAUUAUGUGAAAAUAAUCUUUAAAAAAAAACUAUGCAGUAGGUCUUGAAAAUCUUGUACAAAAUUGUACAAAAGUGAAGGGAGGUCUUAUUCGAACGCACGCUGCAAAGUACCAUUUAUCUAAGAUGCUGUUAACGAAUUCAGACUGCCCUCAGUAAUUACGUCCUUUCUAGGCGGAGGCAUGAUAUUUGAAUCUGUUUAAAAACAAAAUAAGUCAUCAUUUUCUGAAGACUUUAAUCAUUUUAGAACACAAUUAUUGAAGCAUUGUGUUUAUAAGUGCCUUAUGCUCUUGCCGAGCUAUUUCAUGAUUUACAAAAAGGUACUUUAUCGUUUGAACUGGUUUUUUUUUUUAUUGAAAUGUGUUUGUGUGGUGUACAAUUUAUUUUACGCAAAACAAUGUACAGUAUUUCUUGUUCAUAGGCCUACAUGUAUCUUAUUAUCAUUGUACUAUUGUAUAAAGUAAUUUUUUUGUAAUAUAAUGUCAUUAUAAUGUCUUCCCUUAUUAUUGUAUGUGAUAAUAUUUGAUACAAUUACGCGCAUGUAGCCAAAACUUAUGUUAUUAUUAUUCGAUGAUAAUUUUAUUAAUGUAUGGAAUAUUCAUCAAAAUUACUCAUUGUGUUAAUAGCAUGUAUUAUUCUUUUUUAGAAUUCUUUUGAUUCUGGUUUUUAUUAAUUGCAAACCACAACUUGGACCCCUACGAAAACAGCAUUUGCUAAUAGGCUUUUCCAUCCCACAAGUGGUAAAUGAAUAAAAUGAAUAAAAAAAUCGAAUCAAGUGUAAGAAAAUAAACACAAUUUCCGUUAGUAUGUCAUCCAUGCUGUUAAUUCCCGAAUCUUUUUUUUUCUUAGGGGAGGGGGGGGGGGGUGGGCUUGUGUUCUAUACCCUAACGAUAAAAUCCCCUUUUGCUAUUCUGGUAUUUUGUUUUGAAUUAAUCCCUUGAAUAUUUUGUCCGUAUUUUGAUUAUUUAAAACCCGUCAGCAAUAAAAAUCGGUUUUAAUUUACUAAAUUUUGCACUCGAUUUCUUUUAAUAAAUGUUAAAAUUAGUGAUGAAAGCUGUUAGCGAUUCUGAUAUUACUCGUUCAUUUUUGCAUAUAAAACUAAAAGUAGAUAUUUAUGAAAUAAAAAAAGGAAAAUGGCAUUAUUUCACCGUGAUGCUUAAGUUACAACGGUAAAAUUGAAGCAUUAAUAUUGGUGAAUUGAUAAUAAUUGAUACACUGCAAAAUUAUUAGUUGAUUUAAACUACACUAUUGGUGUAGAACGGCAACAGACACUUUACACCAGUGUCCAAUUUAUGGUAGCAGGUCAACGCCAAAUGGUGUAUAUGAUAACUUUGGUUUUAUAAUCUGAUUAGUUUUAUGUUCGGACUUCAAAGUGUCCAUUUAAGACCCGAGCGUGUUGUCCUUUAUUAACUUGGACUGCAUCUAAACACUAUAUUUUUAGAGUGAAGCAACAAAAGCGCGAAAAUAAUAAGAUUUCAAUGAAUUGCUUUAAUCCCUAUUCAUUUUGUGGUAAAAUUUCAAUAAUUAUUUGCAUUCUCACUUUUAAUAAUUACAAAAUCAAUUUAAAAAAUGCUGCAAAAAUAGAAAGAAAAGUUUCAAAGAAAAUUAUGCGUGGUUGAAUGUAGAGAAUUCUUUUUUCCCAUGACAUAAGUAUUUGUUAUUUAUAUUUCAAAGAUAAUGUGAUUGUAAAACACUAAGCGACCUUGGGUCUGUUUGUAAAAAUGUACUACUAAAGAACGUUGUAAUAAAGCAUUGAUAUUCGGGAUUUCAUAGAGAAUAAACAUUGUCUUUUGAGCAAUUUUUAUUGACUAGGUUUCCGCAGUCUUCCCGGGCAGCGUCCUGGGGCCCGUUGCAUAAAACUUUUGCCAUAAAAAAAACUCUGGAAAAUAAACAAGAAAUUUAUGCAACGGGCCCCUGGUGUAAGCGGUUCUGACUCUUGCCUUGUAAGCAGAGGGUCUUGUUUUCGAAUCCAACCGCGGCCUAACGUCCUCUGGCAAGGCGUCAAUCUACACUUUGCUGUGAGUCUCCACCCAGGUUUCAAAUGGGUACACGGUAGGAGGGAUACUAUGCCUGGUCAUUGAGUCUUGAAACUCUUGUUGGGAUGUUCCCCAGGGAGUGGAGAAAGUGCAUACAUUGUGUGCGCGCACAAUGUAAAGUGCUUAGUGACAUCAAUUAUUAGAGGUCAAGUCCAUCCCAGAAAAAUGUUGAUUUGGAUAAAUACAGAAAAAUCAAAUUAGCAUAAUGCUGAAAAUUUCAUCAAAAUCGGAUCAUGUAAAAUAAAAAAGUUAUGACAUUUUAAGUUUAGCUUAUUUUUCACAAAACAGUGUUAUGUACAAUUCAGUGACAUGCAAAUUAAACAGUCGGUGAUGUCUUUCACUUACUAUUUCGUUUGUUUUUAUUGUUU
This is a messenger RNA of Lytechinus pictus (painted urchin), 4267 nucleotides long. Its product is annotated as protein Wnt-4-like. The coding region runs from base 1 to 774 and encodes 257 amino acids. Gene Ontology annotation, molecular function: cytokine activity; frizzled binding. NCBI's taxonomy places the organism in Eukaryota, Metazoa, Echinodermata, Echinoidea, Temnopleuroida, Toxopneustidae. Gene Ontology annotation, cellular component: extracellular region. The transcript has 5 exons. The record is from RefSeq and is a predicted model, not a curated record. Gene Ontology annotation, biological process: multicellular organism development; cell fate commitment; neuron differentiation.